AUGGCAACCAAACGGAAACGGUAUCACCAUCAUAGAGGAACUCCUCAGGAUGAACCCUCCUCUGACCAUAAGAAACGACGUCGGCUUUCUGAUGAUGCUAUCGGGUACGACGAAAACUCACGAAAGACUCAUCAUCAUAGUCGAGGCAAAAGGGACGAAAUGGACGAAGACGGCUGGACCAAAGUUUCAUCAAAAAGCUCCAAACGUGACAAAUCGAACAAGCAACAUGAAAGAGACCUGGAAGACUACCCUCGUUUGCGCAUGCACCAGAACUAUCAGGGCGAGAUCAAAUUGAAGGAUCUUCGCGACCUAGCUUUGUAUUUACUAGCUGAUGAGGCAGCUCCCAAAUGGCUUGCAGUGGCUAAUUCGAGGCGCGUAAAAAAGGUUGUGGUCGUUAUGCUUCCAGGCAUGGACGAGGCACUUUUACGACAGAUCGAAAAAUUAGCGCAUGUCAGUAAGGACCUUGGAACCACGAAUGGAACUCAUGGUCAGACUGAGGUUAAUCCGAGCACGAAAACCGAGGACGUUGAGCAGUUGAAGACAGAUGUGGCUCAAAACGAUGAGAGUCAGGAUGAGCCGCGUGACAAAGCCGCAUCGUAUUCUUGGUUGUUCGACAAUAUACUGCAGGUUAGAGGGCCUGGCGAUGCGAAAACGUCAAAGGUGCAUUCGCCUCUGCAGGCCAUGCUGCUUUCUCAAGGUUCAGAUAAGAGCCAACAGAACAACAACCGCGGCCAUGCUGCAGAGCGAACCGCUCUAGCGGAUUUCAUACAUUCGGCAGACGAACUGCGAGAAGCAGAAUUCCCGAUCCACCCAGCUGCGUUCACCUCUAAGCUGGAUGCAGAGCUCGAAGCCAAUCGACGCGAAAGGACAGGUCAAUCAACGAAAGCCGGUUGGGUCGAUAGCAACGUUUCCGUAUCGCAGGUGCAGCUCGAUGCGACGGCAAGUGAUCAAACCUCGCAAGGACUCAAUAUAUAUUCCGUUGACUGUGAAAUGGUGCAGACCUGUGAUGACGCAACGUCACUUGCUCGUGUAUCGAUUGUGUCCUACCCAGACGGCAAGACUAUCAUUGACAAAUACGUCAAACCGGCUCAGCCAAUCACGAAUUACUUCACCCAGUUUUCAGGCAUCACUCCAGAAAUUCUUGAGAACGUCACGACUACACUACAGGACGUCCAGAAGGAGAUUCUCGAGUUGCUUACACCAGCAAGCGUCUUGCUUGGCCAUUCUCUGGAUUCUGAUCUUAACGCUUUAAAGCUUACUCAUCCAUUCCUUGUCGACACCUCCAUUAUCUAUCCUCAUCCAAGAGGUCUUCCAUUACGGUCAUCCCUGAAAUACCUGGCCAACAAAUACCUUAAACGAGAAAUACAGACAGGUGGUGCUAACGGCCAUAACUCGGUCGAAGAUGCACAAGCUGUCCUCGAUCUCGUCAAGCUCAAAUGUGAGAAAGGACCAAAAUGGGGUACAAUUGAGGCAAACGGUGAACCAGUAUUCAGACGUCUCAAGCGCAAUGGCAGAACGAGUGCAAUGGUCGAGUAUGGAACGCCUGAACGAGGUUAUGGUAAAGAUGCUACAUACACAAUCGGUUGUCAAAACGAUGACGAGGUGGUUCAAGGUGUAGUACGAGCUGUCAAAGGCGACAAUUUUUACGACUUUGAGAUUCCUGCUGGAGGUGUUGACUUUGUUUGGGGUCGGUUGAGAGCUCUGGAAUUCGUUCGAGGUUGGGUUAGUGGCGCAUCCGUUCUACCUCGUGACGUCAAGAAGGAUGAUACCGGCUUACCAACUGAGUCUGGUAACCUUGCACAGGAAGAGAAGCACCAACUCGAUGCUUUGGCCGUCCAAACACUCGAACGACUUCAAAGGAUACACGAGGCACUUCCUGCAAAAUCCCUGUUAAUGGUAUGUAGUGGAACCUCGGACGUUCGACCCGUAAUACAACUACAAGCCCAACAGCAACAAUACAGGAAGGAGUUUAAGGUCAAAAAGUGGGACGAGCUUACUAUCAAAUGGACCGACACCGAAGAGCAAGCAUUGAGGAGAGCCUGUGAGGCAGCAAGAGCUGGAUGGGGUGUUUGUACAAUCAAAUGA
Messenger RNA from Lithohypha guttulata, 2085 nucleotides. RefSeq lists its product as uncharacterized. The transcript has a single exon. Lineage: Eukaryota; Fungi; Ascomycota; Eurotiomycetes; Chaetothyriales; Trichomeriaceae. The record is from RefSeq and is a predicted model, not a curated record. Gene Ontology annotation, cellular component: nucleus. Gene Ontology annotation, molecular function: nucleic acid binding; exonuclease activity. Bases 1 to 2085 code for a protein of 694 amino acids.